Molecule: messenger RNA, 3006 nt
Organism: Nerophis lumbriciformis (worm pipefish)
Lineage: Eukaryota; Metazoa; Chordata; Actinopteri; Syngnathiformes; Syngnathidae
Source: RefSeq, a predicted model, not a curated record
AUGGCCGAAGGAGGCGGACCCGACUCGGGCGGCUCGGCGGACUCCGACCCGGAUAUGCCAACCGCAUCCACGGAUAACCAAAAACAGGCUAUUGGCUCACUACUUAAGACCUCACUGAAAAAGGGCGACGAAUGGUAUCUAGUGGACAGCCGCUGGUUCAAACAAUGGAAGAAAUAUGUAGGCUUUGACAACUGGGACAUGUACAAUGUUGGAGAGCGUAGCCUAUAUCCAGGACCUAUUGAUAACUCGGGCCUGUUCUCUGACCAGGACAAACAGGUCUUGAAAGAGCACCUCAUUGAUGAGCUGGACUAUGUUCUUGUACCCACGGAAGCAUGGACUAAGCUUGUCAGCUGGUAUGGCUGCCUAGGUGCCCAAAGACCUAUUGUCAGAAGGGUUGUUGAACAUGGCAUGUUUGUCAAACACUGCAAGGUGGAGGUCUACUUGCUAGAGCUGAACCUGUGCGAAAAUGAUAACAUGGACAAUGUGGUCACUCGGUACUUCAGUAAAGCUGAUACUAUUGAUACCAUAGAAAAAGAGAUGAGGACACAAUUCAGUAUUCCACCAGAAAAAGAAACAAGGCUGUGGAACAAAUAUAUGAGCAACACCUACGAGCAGCUGAACAAACCUGACAGCAGUGUACAGGAUGCUGGACUCUUUCCGGGGCAGGUGCUUGUGAUUGAGCGCAGGAAUGAAGAUGGAACAUGGCCAAGGCAAGCCUCUCAUUCCAAGUCCAGUACAAACCCAUCUAGGACUUUCACCACCUCCCCAAAACUGUCCUCUAACUCGUCUGCCAGUGUCUCGCCCACAGUCACCAAUGGAAACAGCAGCUGCGGGGCUGGUUACACGCUCAACAACAGUGCCACGUCUGGCAGCAGACUGGGGGGUUAUAAUUCCUACAGCUCCUCCUACAACUACAGAGAAUCCCAGUCCCAGCCUGGCCUGUGCGGUCUCAGUAAUCUAGGCAACACAUGUUUCAUGAACUCUGCUCUCCAGUGCCUGAGCAACACGUCACCGCUCACCGAAUAUUUCCUAAACGACCAGUACGAGUACGAGAUUAACCGGGGCAAUCCACUGGGAAUGCGGGGUGAGAUUGCAGAGGCCUACGCUGAUCUAGUGAAGCAGAUGUGGCUCAGCCGCAGCAGUUCAGUGGCCCCACGCACCUUCAAAACACAGGUGGGGCGCUUUGCGCCCCAGUUUUCAGGCUAUCAGCAGCAAGAUUCCCAAGAACUUCUGGCCUUCUUGCUUGAUGGGCUCCAUGAAGAUCUGAACCGUGUGAAGAAAAAGCCAUAUUUGGCCCAAAGGGAUGCUGAGGGUCGUCCUGAUGAGAUCGUCGCUACAGAAGCCUGGACAAACCACCGCUUACGCAAUGACUCAAUCAUUGUUGAUAUCUUUCACGGCCUCUUCAAAUCCACUCUGGUGUGUCCGGAGUGUUCAAAGGUGUCUGUGACCUUUGACCCUUUCUGCUACCUCACUCUGCCUCUGCCCAUGAAGAUCGAUCGUAGUAUGGAGGUCAUCCUUGUGCGAGCGGACCCACAGUCCAGACCCACACAGUAUCGAGUUGUAGUUCACAAAGUGGGCAACGUAAUGGAUUUGUGCUGCGCCUUGUCCAGACUCUGUGGAAUUCCUCCAGAAAAUAUGGUGGUGGCUGAUGUUUAUAAUUGCAGGUUCCACAAAAUUUACAGAAAGGAUGAUACCCUCAGUCAAAUUAUGGAUAAAGAUGAGAUCUAUGUAUAUGAAGUGCAGGAGGAGGAUGGUGAGACAAUGAACCUGCCAGUCUAUUUUAGGGAGCGACAUUCAAAACAAGCUGCAAGCUCCGCCAGCACUAUGCUCUUUGGCCAGCCUUUACUCAUCACUGUGCCCCGUCAAAACCUCAUAGCAGACGUUCUUUAUGAAAAGAUCCUUCAGAGGAUUGGGCGCUAUGUAAAACACCCACAGAGUGGAGGGACUGAAAGUAGAGCAUCAGCUUCAGCCACCUUUGCCAGCUGCAGUCAAGUUCCUGAAUGUUCCACAUCAUCCAGUCCAAAUGCCAUCUUAGGUGGCUGCAGCAGUCCUCUAUCAGAGGGGGCCACCUGCAGUGCCAGUUCAAGUAACUGCAGUAACCGCUCAGAAACUUGCGCUGAAACCAACGGCGUAUAUGAUGGGGAGGAUGAGGCCAUGGAUCACCAGGUCAGUCCUGAUUCACAAAAUGGCCAGUCUGAAGAGGAGACAUCUGAUUUGGAAAACGGGACAAGAGAGGGAGAAGCAAAGGCAGGCUCCCUAUCAUCCAAACUCUUUACCUUCAGUGUUGUCAACUCUUAUGGAACAGCCAACAUCAGCCCUCUGCCAUGUGACGGGAACAUCCUCAAACUUAACCCACAUUCCACUGUGGCUAUCGACUGGGACACUGACUCCAAGAAGAUGUGUUAUGAUAAGCAGGAAGCAGAGGCGCGUGAAAAGCAUGAGAGCAUGCUCCAGCCCCCCAAAAAGAAAGCCUCUGUAGCUCUGAGAGAAUGCAUCGAGCUUUUCACAACCAUGGAGACGCUUGGAGCUCAUGACCCAUGGUAUUGUCCCACAUGCAAGAAACAUCAGCAGGCCACGAAAAAAUUUGACCUGUGGUCAUUGCCUCGUAUCCUGGUCGUUCACCUGAAACGCUUCUCUUACAAUAGGUGCUUGAGGGACAAACUGGACACAGUUGUGGAUUUUCCUAUCAAGGAUUUGGACAUGUCAGAGUUUUUAUCCGACCCCAAGGCUGGGCCUCACACAUAUGAUCUUGUUGCUGUGUCCAAUCAUUAUGGAGGAAUGGGCGGAGGUCACUACACUGCGUACGGCAAGAAUAAAGUGGACGGAAAGUGGUAUUACUUUGACGACAGCAGUGUCUCGCCUUCUUCGGAGGAUCAGAUUGUGACUAAAGCAGCCUACGUGCUAUUCUAUCAGCGGAGGGAAGAGGAUGGCCUCAGCAAAACGCAGCCUUCUGCCUCGCUGGGAGGAGCCCCUGACGCUGCUGAGGACGACAUGGACUUAAAUUGA